UACACGUUCGUCUUCACGCAACAAAAUUACUACAGACGUCACAUUUUUUGUACGUCUCCAGACCAGUUCACGCAGUAGCGCUGCGUGCUUUUGACGCUGUGUUGCAUCCGCCAAGGCCUGAUUGGAUUCCGCGAAAUCUCUGCCUUGUCUGCAGGUCCUCUUUCGCCGCACGUUCCGCCCUGUUCCCGAAUCUUUUUCACGGAUUCGCAUUAACUACCGACGGCCGCGGAUACCAUCACUACCACCAUGCCUGCGAUACGUGGACAAGACUCCAAGAAGAAGACACGGCGACACACACGCGAUCUCGAUCAGAUACACGCCGACUUGCACGAUGAAAAGCAUCUCGCCCAAUUCAAGGAUGAAAAAUUUAUAGAGGACCUGCCAGGACUGGGGCAAUGGUACUGCAAGGAGUGCGCAAAAUGGUUCGAGAGCGAGGCCAACCUCGGGGCGCAUCAGAAGGGCAAAGUGCACAAGCGACGAGUGAAGCAGCUUCGCGAAGAACCGUAUUCCCAGAAGGAGGCAGAGGCGGCGAUAGGCCUCACAACAGACAAUGGCAAGCGCACAACUGCGCCUAUGGAGGUCGAUGAUGAGGUUGUCGCGAACUGAGCGUUCAUAGGGUUGGGGGUCAGCACGUAUGAAAAGAUAUUACAAAGAUAUACUGGAGGAAGACAUGUGCUGCAGGCAUCAACAGGCAAACACUAGACAUGUGCUGCCUGAGAGUGAAAAUUUCACCUGGGACAUGGUUGCAUUGCACGGCGUUCAAAUUGG
Molecule: messenger RNA, 768 nt
Organism: Dothidotthia symphoricarpi CBS 119687
Lineage: Eukaryota; Fungi; Ascomycota; Dothideomycetes; Pleosporales; Dothidotthiaceae
Exons: 2
Coding region: 247-606 (119 amino acids)
Molecular function (GO): nucleic acid binding; zinc ion binding
Source: RefSeq, a predicted model, not a curated record